GUGAUUAUGUGAUUGUGGAUCCUAUUGAAGAAGGAGAGAAGGUGAAGGCAGAGAUAAACUUCAUACUCUACAAAGAUCACAUUCAGUUUUUGCAGAAACAGCAGUGUUGGCCUGAAGGUUUUACAGUGGAGAAAUCACAAGACGAGCCAAGCAAGAAGCCGGAAAAAGAAAAGUUGGAAGAGAAAGAGGAGGAGGGGAGCGACUCUGACGAAGACGACAGUGACCUUUUUGUAAACACCAACCGCUGUAACUUCCAGUACAGCGAGAGUGAAGAAGAUGAGGACAGUGAGGAGGAGGAGGAGGAGAAAAGGACGGACAAUGUCUCUUGA
Molecule: messenger RNA, 329 nt
Organism: Nematolebias whitei (Rio pearlfish)
Lineage: Eukaryota; Metazoa; Chordata; Actinopteri; Cyprinodontiformes; Rivulidae
Gene: eif1ad
Product: eukaryotic translation initiation factor 1A domain containing
Biological process (GO): translational initiation
Cellular component (GO): nucleus
Molecular function (GO): RNA binding; translation initiation factor activity
Source: RefSeq, a predicted model, not a curated record